Messenger RNA from Gekko japonicus, 2257 nucleotides. RefSeq names its product spleen tyrosine kinase (gene SYK). The record is from RefSeq and is a predicted model, not a curated record. NCBI's taxonomy places the organism in Eukaryota, Metazoa, Chordata, Lepidosauria, Squamata, Gekkonidae. The transcript is spliced from 14 exons. Gene Ontology annotation, cellular component: cytoplasm; extrinsic component of cytoplasmic side of plasma membrane. Gene Ontology annotation, biological process: intracellular signal transduction; positive regulation of B cell differentiation; positive regulation of alpha-beta T cell proliferation. Gene Ontology annotation, molecular function: non-membrane spanning protein tyrosine kinase activity; signaling receptor binding; ATP binding. The coding region runs from base 247 to 2151 and encodes 634 amino acids.
GAGGGGCUCGGCAGGCGUGGCCGGGGCUGGCGCCGAGAGUUCAGCGUCCCGGAGCCGCAGCUGGGCCUGAGGGAGGCGAGGCGUCCUCCCCGGGAGGCUGUGCGCACCGUCACUGUGGCUGGCGCGCCCGUCUCCAAACAGUGCGCUUGGAAGGCCUGGGCUAGCCAGGGGGAGGCCCCUGCUUCCUAGUUUCCCCGGCUGUUACCGUCAGGUACACAUUAAUUGCAACAGGAUUUUAAGAAAAAAAUGGCCAGUAGUAAUGCUAAUUCUAACAGUCACCUUCCCUAUUUCUUUGGCAACAUCACACGGGAAGAGGCUGAAGAUCACCUCAUGCAAGGAGGGCUGAGCAAUGGAUUGUACCUACUGCGAAAGAGCCGGCACUUUCUGGGAGGCUAUGCCUUAUCCCUGGUUUAUGAUGGCAAGGUUUAUCAUUACACCAUUGAGGGGGAAAUGAAUGGCUCUUAUGCCAUUGCAGGAGGAAGGUCUCACAGAAGUCCAGCAGAACUCAUUAACUACCACUCAGAUGAAGUUGAUGGUCUUGUUUGUCUUCUCAAGAAACCCUACAAUCGACCACCAGGAGUGGAACCAAAAACAAGUCCAUUUGAGGACUUAAAGGACAAUCUGAUCAGGGAAUAUGUCAAACAAACAUGGAACCUAAAGGGCUAUGCCUUGGAUCAAGCGAUUAUUAGUCAGAAGCCACAGCUAGAGAAAUUGAUUGCUACAACGGCACAUUUGAGGAUGCCCUGGUUCCAUGGGAUGAUAUCUCGAACUGAAUCAGAGCAACGCAUUCUUCUAGGGACAAGGACCAAUGGGAAAUUUUUAAUCAGGGAAAAAGACAUCAGUGGAUCCUUUGCUCUCUGUCUUCUGCAUGAAGGAAGGGUGGUUCAUUACCGCAUUGAUAAGGACAAGAGGGGAAAGCUCUCAAUCCCAGAAGGAAAGAAAUUUGAUACUCUCUGCCAGCUAGUGGAACAUUAUUCUUACAAAGCAGAUGGGUUGCUAAGAAUCCUCAAAGAUCCAGUUCCAAGUCCAAAUUUUCAGCCUAUGAAUGGCAGUUUUGAUCUUGGACCCUGCCCACCUCUUCCUGGUCGUCUCCAGACUUUGUCAACAGGUGGAAUUUUCUCCAGACUCAAAUCAUACACUUUCCCAAAGGCAGGAAGCAAGAAGUUACCUGUACCAAACCGUGCCUACAAUGACGAUACUGCCGUGCCUACAACAUCUAACACUUACGAACUCUCACAAGCAAGGACAGGCUAUCAGAGGGAAGCUUUACCCAUGGACACUGCAGUCUAUGAAAGUCCAUAUGCCGACCCAGAAGAGAUGAAAGCUAAAAAUGUCACUCUUGACAGAAAUUUACUGACUCUGGAAGACCAGGAACUCGGCUCUGGUAACUUUGGUACUGUAAAAAAAGGCACCUAUGAAAUGAGAAAGGGUAAGAAGACAGUGGCUGUGAAAAUUCUUAAGAAUGAAGGUAAUGAUCCAGCCUUAAAGGAUGAACUUCUAAGAGAAGCAAAUGUAAUGCAGCAACUGGAUAACCCAUAUAUAGUUCGGAUGAUAGGUAUAUGUGAAGCUGAGUCUUGGAUGCUGGUAAUGGAAAUGGCUGAACUUGGCCCCUUGAAUAAAUAUUUGAUAAAACACCGAGAUGUUACAGAAAAGAAUAUAACCGAACUGGUUCAUCAAGUUUCCAUGGGGAUGAAAUACUUGGAAGAAAACAACUUUGUGCACAGAGAUUUGGCUGCAAGGAAUGUGCUACUGGUUACACAACAUUAUGCCAAAAUCAGUGACUUUGGACUUUCAAAAGCUCUUGGCUCUAAUGAUUAUUAUAAGGCAGAACAUUAUGGGAAAUGGCCUGUCAAGUGGUAUGCUCCAGAAUGUAUGAAUUUCUUCAAAUUUUCUAGCAAGAGUGAUGUUUGGAGCUUUGGUGUGUUAAUGUGGGAAGCUUUUUCCUAUGGGCAAAAGCCAUACAAGGGCAUGAAAGGAGGGGAGGUUUCUCAGAUGAUUGAAAGAGGAGAGCGAAUGGAACAUCCACCAGCUUGCCCAAUUGAGGUCUAUGACUUAAUGAAAUUGUGCUGGACAUAUAAUGCUGAUGAUCGGCCAGGAUUUUCUGAAGUGGAGCUCAGGUUGCGCCAGUACCACUAUGAAGUUGCCCAGUGAGACUACUGUGACUCAGAUUAAUGUGAUUUGUGAAAGAAGAUACCACAGCAGCAGAUAACAGCCAGGGAUUUUGUCUUUCAGAAUGACUCUCUUGACGGUGCUGCUC